Molecule: messenger RNA, 1820 nt
Organism: Cebus imitator (Panamanian white-faced capuchin)
Lineage: Eukaryota; Metazoa; Chordata; Mammalia; Primates; Cebidae
Gene: TOR3A
Product: torsin family 3 member A
Exons: 6
Coding region: 383-1582 (399 amino acids)
Cellular component (GO): endoplasmic reticulum lumen; nuclear envelope
Molecular function (GO): ATP binding; ATP hydrolysis activity
Source: RefSeq, a predicted model, not a curated record
CUUAUUCCGUAGGCCUCUGAUGGGCCACCAGAGCCGUCCGAAAGUCCUGGCGGAGCGACUGGCAGUGGCCAUUUCAAAGCCUGAUUUCACCUCCUUUGCAACCAGUCACGACCCAGAAUAAACUGCUUCCGGGAAGCCGGUUAGUUGCACCGGCCUGAAGUGGGUCUCGGGGCCGCCUCUCGCGACCUCAGCCAGGGUUUCAGGUUCCCGCCCGGGUCACGUGUGCGGAGGCUGCCAGUGCGCGCUCUGCCCCGCCCUCCGGUCGCCACAGCAACACCAAUCCCGGCUCACGCCCGCCCCCCACCCCCAAUCCCCCCACCGCCGGCCGUAAGUGAAGCCGGCGAGCCCCGCGGCCGGAGGGGCCUGCAGCCCGGGGCCGGUCAUGCUUCGCGGCCCGUGGCGCCCGCUCUGGCUCUUUGUCCUGCUGCUGCUGCCGCUCCCCGGCGCGCCCGAGCCCAGCGGCGCUUCGAGGCCGUGGGAGGAGACCGACGAGCCGCGCUCGGCCUGGGCCUGGCCGGGCUUCCAGCGCCUGAAGGAGCGGCUGAGGGCGGCCGCCGCCCUCUCCAAGCGGUACUGGACGCUCUUCAGCCGCCAGGUGUGGCCCGACGACUGUGACGAGGCCGAGGAGGGAGCCGCGGGGUCCCCGGGCUGGCGCCUUCGCCUGUUAGGUCAGCGGUACCUGGAUCUCCUAACCACGUGGUACUGCAGCUUCCGAGACUGCUGCCCCAGUGGGGAUUGCAGGAUCUCCAACAACUUUACAGGCUUAGAGUGGGACCUCAAUGUGCGGCUGCAUGGCCAGCAUUUGGUCCGGCAGCUGCUUCUGAGUACAGUGAGGGGCUACCUAGAGACGCCCCAGCCAGACAAGGCCCUUGCUCUGUCGUUCCACGGCUGGUCUGGCACAGGGAAGAACUUCGUGGCGAGGAUGCUGGCAGAGAACCUGUAUCGGGACGGGCUGAGGAGCAGCUGUGUCAGGAUGUUCAUUGCCACGAUCCACUUUCCUCACAUCAAGUAUGUGGACCUGUACAAGGAGCAGCUGAAGGGCCAGAUCCGGGAGACGCAGCAGCUCUGCCAUCAGACCCUGUUCAUCUUCGACGAGGCUGAGAAGCUGCACCCAAGGCUGCUGGAGGUCCUUGGGCCACACUUAGAACGCCGGGCCCCUGAGGAUGACAGGGCCGAGUCUCCGUGGACUAUCUUUCUGUUUCUGAGUAAUCUCAGGGGCAAUAUAAUCAAUGAGGUGGUCCUAAAGUUGCUCAAGGAUGGAUGGUCCCGGGAAGAAAUUACGAUGGAACACUUGGAGCCCCACCUCCAGGCGGAGAUCGUGGAAACCAUAGACAAUGGCUUUGGACACAGCUGUCUUGUGAGGGAAAACCUGAUUGACUACUUCAUCCCCUUCCUGCCACUGGAGUACCGUCACGUCAGGCUGUGUGCGCGGGAUGCCUUCCUGAGCCAGGAGCUCCUGUAUACAGAAGAGACACUGGAUGAAAUCGCCCAGAUGAUGGUGUAUGUCCCCAAGGAGGAACAGCUCUUUUCUUCCCAGGGCUGUAAGUCCAUUUCCCAGAGGAUUAGCUACUUUCUGUCAUGAAGGCUAGAAAGAGACUUCCUGGAGCUGCCUUUCUUCUACUAACAGGACGCUGGGACCUGUAGGAGCACCCCGUUUGGGACUAUGAAGUGUUUGAGGGGGUGUGGACUGGUAUCCAGCAGUCAUUAACACACAACUGGUAUGUAAAAGGCAGGCCUUACAUAAGAAGCAGAGCCAAUCCUUUUUUUUUUUUUUUUUUUGAGGUCCCACUGAGAUAGGAACUUGGAUCGCUGUAUUCAAA